GGGCCCGGGGCCGAAGGUAAAAUGGCGGAGUUGGAAGUCGGGCAACAAUGUGUGGUGCAGCAUUGUCGACAGUUAGAUUUUCUGCCAUUUGUUUGUGAUGGGUGUUCAGGAAUUUACUGCCUUGAACAUAGAAGUAAAGAUGCUCAUCAUUGUUCUGGGGUAUGUUCAAGAAAACCAGUGAAAUCUGAAGGAACCUCUUCUUACAAAUGUACAUACAAAAGCUGCAAGACAAAAGAACUCUUGCCAAUAAUUUGCUUGCAUUGUGAGAAAAACUUUUGUCUGGGGCAUCGGCACCAGUCAGACCAUAAUUGUGAAAAACAAGAAGUGCCAAAAUCACGCUUGGUUGUCCCACAGCAAGUAGUUAAAGAGACUGUUGCUGAGAAUGCAGUCCCACUGAAGAAAGGUAGAAAAGGAGCAAGGAACAGUGCAACGGCUGCAAAAGUAGCACUUAUGAAGAUGAAGCUGCAUGCUGUUGGAGACAAGACCAUACCACAGGUUAAUAACGAGCGAGUAUUUUUUCAAGUUUUUUUGCCAAAAGGAAACAAAGAGAAAAGCAGAUCGAUGUUCUUCUGUUCCAAAUGGAGUAUUGGAAAAAUGGUGGAUAAUGCAGCUUCACUGUUGAACCUUAGGAAUGAUAACAAUAUUUUGGCUUCUAAGAAACUGAGGCUGUGCCACAGUGAAUCAGGAAGUGCAUUGCCCAUGGACCAAACUUUGGAAUUGUGGAUAGCAAAUACUGACUACCCACUGAUCAAUGGAGGAAUUAUUAUCCUUGAAUAUUUAGACAAUGAUUGUGUGAAAUUAGAAAGCACAAACUCAUACAUGGAAUGACAGUUUUAAAAAUGAACAAACCCUAAAUCACUGAUUUUAAUAGGAAAGUACUCUGAAGAAAAUUUGUUCUGUUGAUGCAUUUCAUGUAUUUAUAACCUUCUGAAAACGCUGUGUAAAUAGUACAAUCUUGUUAUAUUGCCAAACAUAUGUGAUUAUAAUUAAAUUUAAUAAAUUUAAUUUGGAAACCUUAAAA
Molecule: messenger RNA, 1021 nt
Organism: Carcharodon carcharias (great white shark)
Lineage: Eukaryota; Metazoa; Chordata; Chondrichthyes; Lamniformes; Lamnidae
Gene: zfand1
Product: zinc finger, AN1-type domain 1
Exons: 8
Coding region: 22-828 (268 amino acids)
Biological process (GO): cytoplasmic stress granule disassembly
Cellular component (GO): cytoplasmic stress granule; cytoplasm
Molecular function (GO): zinc ion binding
Source: RefSeq, a predicted model, not a curated record